AAAACCUAACUAAUUCCAACAACAUAAACUUAUUCUUAAAUCUUAAACCAUUGAAUAAAUAAGGAAUUUACCUACACCUCACCCCAUUAUUCUCCCACUCCCUCAACCCACCAAUUCAUGUCUUCCGCCGGCGCCACCGUCACGGUUGUGGAGCGCUGCGCCAUUUCCCCUCCGCCGCGCUCCACUCCUCCGGCGACUCUCCCACUCACCUUCUUCGACAUUCCCUGGCUCUUCUUCUCCCCAUCUCAGCCCAUUUUCUUCUUCGCCUCCGCCUCCGCAGCCGCUGUGCCAAAGCUCAAGCACUCUCUCUCUCUAGCCCUCACCCACUUCUUCCCCCUCGCCGGAAAAUUGGUCGUCCCCGCUUCCCACUCCGCCGAACCCCGCCUCGAGUAUAAUGAGACGGACUCCGUUCUCCUGAUCGUAGCCGCGGCGGUGGAUGGCGGCGUGUUCAAGAAUCUCGCCGGAAACCACCGCCGGAGCGGCUGCGAUUGCCGGCGCCUGGUGCCGGAAAUGGGCGGCGGAGAUGGUCCGGUUUUGGCUGUUCAAAUCACUGUUUUCCCCGAAAUGGGAAUUAGCAUUGGAUUCGCGCUGCGAAAUGCGGGUGCGGAUUGGAGAACGUUCAAUAAUUUCUUGAAAGAGUGGGCUUGGAUCUGCAAAAAUGGCGCCGGCGGGAGACACGUGGCGUCCCAUGAUAGGUCAGUGAUCCUUGACACUAGUGGGCUGAGGUCAUUUUUCUUGACUGAGUAUCGGAAAUUGAAAAAUAAUAUAAAAUCAUUGAACGUGGGUUGUAAUUAUAAAAGAAAUGACAUCGUAAGAGCUACAUUUGUUUUGGGUCCAAAAGAAAUGGGAGAGAUAAAGAAAUGGAUCCUGACGCGGUCGGAUCUGCUAUUCGGGUCGACGACCCAGAUGCUUCUGUCGCCGUAUGUGGUGGCAUGCGCUUUUAUAUGGGUGUGCUGGAUGAAGACGCAUUGGGGGAUGGAAGUGAGUGUGAGGCGGCGCAUUGGAGAGGUUCAUUAUUUCGGUUUUAUAGCGGGCGGGUUGACCCGAUUGCCAUUUGCGGUGCCUAGUAAUUAUGCGGGUAAUUGUGUGGGGUUCGGUCGGUCGGAAGGUAGGAGAGGGGAGUUGGUGGGUGAAGACGGUGUUGUUCAUGCUGCCAAGGCGAUCGGGGAUACGGUGAAGAAGUUGAAUGUGGAUAUGUUGGGUGGAGCCAGAAAUUGGAUCUCCGAGUGGGAGCAGUUGCGGGAGUCGGAGCUCCAUAUUACGGUCAGUGGAUCCCCCAAAUUGGACUUGUAUGAUCUCGAUUUCGGAUGGGGAAAACCACUCAAGUUUGAAGAAGUGUCGAUUGAUAAUCAUAACGCUAUCUCUCUGAGCCAAAGUAGAGAGGUGAUUGGUGGUAUUGAAAUUGGGGUCGCUUUGCCUCCUCUUCAAAUGGAUGCUUUCACCACUUUCUUUAAUAAGGUAUGAAUCACAUCUUUCUAUAACUACUCAAUCCCAAUCGAUUAUAAAUAAACAUGUCCUAGUAAUAAAGUCAAAUUUGAGAUACUGUACAAUGUAAAAAAAUACUAUCUGAUUUAUGUCUGAGGACAGCUGCAAUCUUUGUUAUUUAUUGCAUGUGAUUUCUUUUCUA
Messenger RNA from Salvia splendens (bonfire salvia), 1627 nucleotides. Its product is annotated as malonyl-coenzyme A:anthocyanin 3-O-glucoside-6''-O-malonyltransferase. The record is from RefSeq and is a predicted model, not a curated record. The coding region runs from base 118 to 1464 and encodes 448 amino acids. Lineage: Eukaryota; Viridiplantae; Streptophyta; Magnoliopsida; Lamiales; Lamiaceae. The transcript has a single exon.